Molecule: messenger RNA, 240 nt
Organism: Microstroma glucosiphilum
Lineage: Eukaryota; Fungi; Basidiomycota; Exobasidiomycetes; Microstromatales; Microstromataceae
Exons: 3
Coding region: 1-240 (79 amino acids)
Biological process (GO): mitochondrial translation
Cellular component (GO): mitochondrial small ribosomal subunit
Molecular function (GO): structural constituent of ribosome
Source: RefSeq, a predicted model, not a curated record
AUGCGUAUCCACCAACUCAAAGUCCGUCCUAAGAAAUCCCUCCUCAGCGCUCCCUGCUCCGCCGAGCUCGCUGCCCUGCUCGCCUGCUGGGCAUCAACAGAUAGACUAGGGACACAUGGAGCUUGUGCGAAUGCAAUGAGGGGACUCGAGGAAUGUAUGCGGAGAGCGGCAACGGCACCUCGCGCAAAAGCAAGACCGGCAAUCAAUUACCAUUUGGCAAAAUGGGGAAAGCAGCUCUGA